Messenger RNA from Linum tenue, 2257 nucleotides. NCBI's taxonomy places the organism in Eukaryota, Viridiplantae, Streptophyta, Magnoliopsida, Malpighiales, Linaceae. The record is from the annotation of a GenBank genome assembly.
CCCUAAUCAAGUUUACAGGAAAAACAAGUGCACUCUCCUUUAUAGAUCGAAUGUUUUUCAGCCCGAGCUGUGGAAGGGAAGAAACUCAAGCGGAAGGAUUGAGUUCUGGUGCUGAUAGGUUACUCAUUAUCUGUUCCUGCCUGGCUGCUGGUAAUGUCAUUGACCCGCUGGUAACAGGCCUUUCGUCUUUGUGCUCCGUUGGGACGUGAGUUGAAAUUUGCGAUUGUAGGGUCACGUCUGGUCUGGUCGUCUAGAGUAUUUUCUGCUCCCUUCCCCACGACCAGAUUAGCCAGGCCUGCUAAUUGGAGGUAAUGGAUUGGAGUUGGCUCCCCUCCAUGCUACUGGGUGCCGGCUGCGUAGCUUUAGGUUAUUGCAUUGGCUCUCGCCGCCAUGUUUUCGCCUUUCUCCGGCCGAAACUGGGUAACGGUUCCAGUGGUAAGAGCGCCGGCAAACGCAAGUCGAAGGAACCCCUUGAGAUUGAAAAGCUCGCAGAUAUUCUCGAAGACUUCAAAAUGGUUCUGGUCGUUCGGAAUGAUCUUAAGAUGGGAAAAGGCAAAAUCGCCGCACAGUGUAGUCAUGCAACUUUGGGACUUUAUAAGAAGCUGCUUAACCGAGGACCAAAGGCUUUGAACAGGUGGGAGAUGUGUGCACAGCCAAAGGUGGUUCUCAAAAUUGACACUGAGGAGGAUAUGCUUCUUUUGCAAGAGAAGGCUAAAUCACUGAAAAUACCUAGCCACAUAACUAUUGAUGCAGGGAGGACUCAGAUAGCCCCAAGUGAGUAGUAAACCUUGUUUCUUUCUUCUGUUUUUACCAGUUUGUGUUAAAUUUUUUUCCUUCACUUUCUUAUGAUGCUAGAGUAUUAUCUUAAACUUUCCUAGUAGAGCUUUCUUCCAUCCUUGUAAACCCUUGUCUUUGUUUGCUUAGUAAGUCAGCCCCAACGGGUUACGGUGAUAGAUAUCUAUAACAACUCAGCUUUGCUGAAAGGCCAGCAUUAUCAUUAUCAUGUGCAGCCUACUGCAAAAUUUACACCGAGAACAGAGGUGCCAUAUAUCGUGCCAUUGCCAAUACGCAUUAGUCUAUUUUGAUAUAUGUAUUUUUCCUUGUUUCAUUGUUUCAGCUUGAAUCUUAAAUGUUUCAAGUUAGGGGUGUUAUCUGCACUUUCCUUGUCUGCAGAGGAAGUCCUUUAUAAGCUGUCUUGGGACUUAUUACUGGAAUGGGAUUAGGUUUCUUGCUGCAGAAGUUUGUAACUCUUAUAGAAGGACAUUUUCCUACAGAAUUUGGCAGUUUGGAAUUGAACUAUAGAGUCUUUUGACUUUAUUUAUUUGAUAGGAUUCUGAAAAUCCUUUUCUGGGUGAAUUCUCAAACAAAGUUCUGGUCUUUGAUGGGAGAGGCAGCCGCCUACUGUUUCUGCUAGUUCCGGCAACUAUCUCGAAUCAGACCCUUAUCUUCCAUACAUUUUCUUUGUUUAGCAAUCCCUAGGUACAUUAAAUACAGUGUGUAGGUUUGUUCAUUUGCAGUACCAUCCCAAUGUACCAAAAGUGAAAGUAUUUGCCACUUUGGGGUUACUUUCAAAAGGCUCAUGAGCCAAUUAUUCAUCCAAGUGAGAUAUGUUAGCUGCAGAGGUGGUAGCUUGGGUGAAAGGGAUGUAGAUGGGCAAAAUUAAUCAAAUCGAGGAGGAAGUAGAUGUUGUUUCUUUGUCUUCUGUGAUAGAUAUGAAUAGACGCUUGUUGUAUAUUUGUCCUGCCUUGAUAGUUAUUGCAGUUUUGUUAUCAUUUAAGACCAGCGUGGGAUGUGAAAUAACAUGUUAGCAAUUUUUGUGGCAGAUUCUAGGACUGUGAUGGCUCUCCUUGGUAAGAACACUCACCUCAGCUUGCUCUUGGCUUUGAUCUGUACUGGAAACGGAUGGAUGCCUGGUUUGGCAGCUUCCUUUUGCUAAUUGCAGCUGUUUGUAUUUGUUUUGGGUUGUGGGGGGUCUUUUUCUUUCCCAGUAGAAGUAACAGAGUAAGUUAUAUUGUGCAGGACCCGUGGAGGUAGUAGAUGAGGUCACAGGAGGUCUAAAGCUGUUGUAGGCGUUCAGGUACGCCCAGUGAACGGGGCGAUACAAAACACAACGUACCACCGGCACCAAGGUCAUUUUUGUCCCCGGGCCUAUGAUCUUAUUGUCAUUUAGCUGCGCUGUUGCCAGCGACAACCGCCGCUGGGUGUCGUAGGGUCGUAGACAUUGUCACUGUCAUUUUGUUCAGCAUUUCGGUUCGUU